Messenger RNA from Ilex paraguariensis (yerba mate), 627 nucleotides. NCBI's taxonomy places the organism in Eukaryota, Viridiplantae, Streptophyta, Magnoliopsida, Aquifoliales, Aquifoliaceae. The record is from the annotation of a GenBank genome assembly.
AUGUUUAGUCGGGUUUUGGAGUCGGACGGGUUUUCGAAAGAGGGUGGCACGUUGCCGUAUGUUCAAGCACAGAUUUUUGUUUUGGGUAUCCCACUUCUUUGGUCUGUUCCGAACGAAACUCCCAUGGCAGCAAUGGAGGACGGUGUACAGGAGCAAGACAAACUCGCAGAGUCGCUAAACGAUCUCUCCACCAAUUUCUCCAUCAUGAUCAAAGGCGAGCUUCAGGGAACAAAUGAUCUUCUUGAACUUUUGGAGAAAAUGAAUGUCAGAGUGGCAGAAGAGUAUAAAGGCUUUGGUGAUGUGGCUUCUGGGUUAAGAGUUUUCGUAGAGCAGUUAAAGUCUAAAAGUGGUAGCUUUGGUGAGUAUGUUGAGCAAAUUGAUGCGAUAGAGAAGCAAGUGACUGAAUUUGAAGCUGUAAUUUCGAUGCUUGACAAAUAUGUUGCUUUACUAGAAUCGAAAGUGAAAUCUGUUUACCCAAUCCCACCUUCAUAAAUAUGCUUCCUGUUAUAUUGCUGGAUUAUGUAAUCUUGUUACACUUAUAGCAAAUGGUUUUGCUUUGUGCACCUGCUUUCCCUCUUUAUUUUCACUGUUACUCGUAAUUUUUUGAGGGGUCUCUCUGAGCCAAAG